This is a messenger RNA of Pieris napi, 1862 nucleotides long. Its product is annotated as citron Rho-interacting kinase-like. The transcript has 5 exons. The record is from RefSeq and is a predicted model, not a curated record. Lineage: Eukaryota; Metazoa; Arthropoda; Insecta; Lepidoptera; Pieridae. Bases 103 to 1029 code for a protein of 308 amino acids.
CAAAUGGCGCCAUUUGUCUUUAUGAUUCGUAUUGUUGUAUACUUUUUACUUUUUAUCACUAAAUAGUAAAUACAACAAUCGUCGAAAUUAAUAACUGUCAAAAUGAGUGUGGACGUCGACACAUUGGAAAAACAAUUUAUAGAUUUAGUUGGCGAGUUUCAACUGUUAUAUAUAUCAGAAUCUCGCUUAAAAGAAGCUGUUCGCACUGAAGCCACGCGAGCUGAAGCGGCGGAAGCAGCUCGCGAUGACGCAGUAAAAACAGCUGAAGAUCACCGAGCAGCUACAGCCGGUGCUACUGCUGGGGCCAAGGAAGCUGCUAGAGCUCUUUCUGAUGUACAAAAUGACCUUACUAAUACGAAAAUUCAGUUGGACUUAGCUGAACGCCAACGGUCGCUCUUCGAAGAAAAAUGUUCAGAAUUGAGCGAACACAUAGCCGUACUUGAGAAGGAAGUGCAAGAAUUUAAACAUCUUAAAACGAUGUAUACAGAAUUACAGAAACAGUUCAUUGAAUUGCAGGAGCGUGUUCAAUCUGCAACAGAUAGUGCUCGAAGUGAAGCAACGCGCUUAGAAAAUGAACUUCGCCAUGUCGAGAAAUGCGCUAGCGCAGGGACGGAGCUUCGUGAGCGAGCAAGAUUAGCGGCCGCCGCUCACGCCCGGGAAAGGCGAUUAGCAGCUGAUGAAUUGCUCGAUACUACACGGGAACUACAAAGUGCUAAAGGUGAAGUGACGCGCCUGAAGUUGCUUGUAACUGAUCUUGAAAGCAAAGUUCAAGAUUUACAAGAAAAAUCUACAAAGACUUUAGAGUUUUCCGAUCAAGAUAUAUUACUGGAGACUAAAGCUGCUUUAGAAGCAGAAAGGAACACAACAACACGUUUAGAGAAAGCUUUAGCUACAGCGACAGCUGAUAACGCGGUUUUGGCCGCAGAAGUACAUCGUCAAGAUAAUAUUGGAGUUUCACCUAAAAUUAUAGAGGAAACGGAAAAAACUUCAACAAAUAUAUGCCCGAUUGAUUCGUUUCUUGCUGAUUAAUGAUAUAAAUUAGUGUUAAAAAAGUUUAUAAAUUAAAUAUAAAUUUAAAAUGUCUAAUAUAUGGGAUUCAUAAAGACAAUAGAGUAAAUGAAUAUUGUUUAAAUGUAAACAUUUUUGCCUGAUUAAAAAGCCUUAUAUAUAUUAUUAUCAGGCAUGUUCUAAUUUUUAUAGCGUUUUAUGUAGCUUGUGCGGUAAUUAAAUACUGUUUAAUACUUACAUUCUUGAAAUAUAACUAUACCAGUUAUUGUACCAUUCAAUAAGUAUUCAAUUAUUAUCAUAAAGUAAAUGUAAAGAAAUCAACAUAGUAAAAUAUUCGAAAGUACUAUAUAAAAGUUAACAAAAUUGUGCAAACUUAAAAUGUGGUAAGAUCAUACCUAGUGCACAAACAGGUUUCCAAAUUUGGAAUCUCAAGUUUUAAAGGUCAUCCUAACUUGUGCACAAAGUCAUCAAGAAUUAUCAUUAGUUCUUGCAUAAUAUUCACACUUUAUAAACGAUUUUGUACGCACUUCAAACUGGACCAAGUAGAGCUUAAUAAACCUGUAGGUCUUGGCCUCCGAUUUCUGUAUCUGUGUCGUCAUUUAUUUAAUUACUGCCUUCUGUGCUUAUUAUGAGAAGCACCUAAAUAAUUUUAAUUAUUUAUAUCGAAAUUUUACGAAAUCGAUUUGGCUUAAAAACGAAAGAAAUGCUACAUAAUUGAAAUACAAAGAUACACAUUUUUGACGCCAAAUAAAUAGUAACCUAUCUACAAAAAUGAAACCUACUGGCCUACUGUAUGAUAGAAUGCAUAAUUAUUAAGUUAUGGUUUUAUGUUUUGCGAAAUAAUCUCCAAGAAG